Messenger RNA from Callorhinus ursinus (northern fur seal), 1239 nucleotides. RefSeq names its product melanin concentrating hormone receptor 1 (gene MCHR1). Gene Ontology annotation, cellular component: plasma membrane; neuron projection. The record is from RefSeq and is a predicted model, not a curated record. NCBI's taxonomy places the organism in Eukaryota, Metazoa, Chordata, Mammalia, Carnivora, Otariidae. Gene Ontology annotation, molecular function: neuropeptide binding; melanin-concentrating hormone receptor activity. Gene Ontology annotation, biological process: neuropeptide signaling pathway.
AUGAGUUUGGGUCCGGGGAAGGAGGGAGUGGGGAGAGAAGCGGGGCUUGGAGGCGGAAGACGCUGCCAGAGCCAGGAAGACCCCCUUCCAGACUGCGGGGCUCGUGCUCUGGGACGGACGGGCGGGCGGCGCUGCCGCAGCCUGCGUGGGCGGACGGGCGAGCAGGCGACGGGCAGCGGCAGGAUGGACCUGGAAGCCUCGCUGCUGCCCACUGGUCCCAAUGCCAGCAACACCUCGGAUGGCCCCGAUAACCUCACCGCGGCCGGGCCACCUCCUCGCACAGGGAGUGUCUCCUACAUCAACAUCAUCAUGCCUUCUGUGUUCGGCACCAUCUGCCUCCUGGGCAUCAUCGGGAACUCCACGGUCAUCUUCGCAGUGGUGAAGAAGUCCAAACUGCACUGGUGCAGCAAUGUCCCCGACAUCUUCAUCAUCAACCUCUCGGUGGUGGACCUCCUUUUUCUCCUGGGCAUGCCCUUCAUGAUCCACCAGCUCAUGGGCAAUGGUGUCUGGCACUUUGGGGAGACCAUGUGCACACUUAUCACGGCCAUGGACGCCAACAGUCAGUUCACCAGCACCUACAUCCUGACUGCCAUGGCCAUUGACCGCUAUUUGGCCACUGUCCACCCCAUCUCCUCCACCAAGUUCCGGAAGCCCUCUGUGGCCACCCUGGUGAUCUGCCUCCUGUGGGCCCUCUCCUUCAUCAGCAUCACCCCCGUGUGGCUCUACGCUAGGCUUAUCCCCUUCCCAGGGGGCACGGUGGGCUGCGGCAUCCGCCUGCCCAACCCAGACACUGACCUUUACUGGUUCACCCUGUACCAGUUCUUCCUGGCCUUUGCCCUGCCCUUCGUAGUCAUCACAGCCGCGUAUGUGAGGAUCCUGCAGCGCAUGAUGUCCUCGGUAGCUCCGGCCUCUCAACGCAGCAUCCGGCUGCGGACAAAGAGGGUGACUCGCACGGCCAUCGCCAUCUGCCUGGUCUUCUUUGUGUGCUGGGCUCCCUACUAUGUGCUACAGCUGACCCAGCUGUCCAUCAGCCGCCCAACACUCACCUUUGUCUACCUAUACAACGCAGCCAUCAGCUUGGGCUACGCUAACAGCUGCCUCAACCCCUUUGUGUACAUCGUGCUCUGUGAGACAUUCCGCAAACGCCUGGUCCUGUCAGUGAAGCCUGCCGCCCAGCUUCGAGCCGUCAGCAAUGCCCAGACAGCCGACGAGGAGAGGACAGAAAGCAAGGGCACCUGA